Annulohypoxylon maeteangense is the source of this 1801-nucleotide messenger RNA. Its product is annotated as DUF618-domain-containing protein. NCBI's taxonomy places the organism in Eukaryota, Fungi, Ascomycota, Sordariomycetes, Xylariales, Hypoxylaceae. The record is from RefSeq and is a predicted model, not a curated record. Bases 435 to 1616 code for a protein of 393 amino acids. The transcript is spliced from 4 exons. Gene Ontology annotation, molecular function: RNA polymerase II C-terminal domain binding. Gene Ontology annotation, cellular component: RNA polymerase II, holoenzyme. Gene Ontology annotation, biological process: mRNA 3'-end processing.
AGUUAACUCUCAAACUUACUUACCUCUAUGCACUUUACCGCGAUCACCUACCUACCUACAUAAAUAUUGGUAGCCACUAGAUAUUCCAAGGUCACAAGUAGUGGAAGCAAGCACAUCCAUAUCACUUGCCUUGCACCUGCAGGGCCAGCUCGAGUCACUUCCCCUGGGUCUUGGUAGACUGCCUACCUAGUAGAUUAACAGCCAACAUCCAUCUUGAUUCUUGACAACAUCUUAAACUUUCACCACAAGUUAAGAUGAAUACCUGGUAGCCAACUCUGCCAAUUGUAGAUUGAUUUGACGACAAGAUUCAAGUAAAAACACGCCAAUUCUCCAACAAGCCCAGUUCAAUCCAGUUCAAUCCAACUCAAUUCAACUCAGAUCGACUCAACACAUUCCUCACCACUCAAGCAUCAUUCGCAUUUGCAACCGCAACGAUGGCCUACACCGACGAUGCUGUUCUAGCUAAGCUGUCUGCUCUAUCCGAAGCGGCAGACAGCAUUGUGACGCAAGCCCAAUGGAUUAUGUUCCAUAGGCGUCAUGCAGACCGAACUGUCCAGUUGUGGCUGCAGCGACUGAAGGACUCAACAAGUCACAAGCGAUUAAACCUCAUUUACCUUGCUAAUGAGGUUGCUCAACAGACUAAAGCCCGUCAUAAAGAGGACUUUGUCGUCGCUUUUUCGCCUGUCAUCGCAGAAGCUGUUGCAACUGCUUACAAGGGUGCUUCGGCGGACAUACAAAAUAGAAUCCAACGGGUUGUUGAUGUCUGGAAAGAUCGUGAAAUCUUCGAGAAGCCUAUUAUAGAGGCUAUAGACACCCGCAUUCAGGAAAUCAAUCAGGCCCGUGGAACUGUGAAAGCUGGGCUUGGCGGUUCCAUCUUUGGAUCUGCCGCAACCAUUCCAGCAGAGCUAGCGCCUUUGACCACUCCUCAACAGAAUGUCACGAAGCUGCUUCUAGGUAUGAGAACUACAGCCAACUCUGCUAACCAGGAGUAUGACAAAUUAUUGGGUCCGAAUAGCACCGCCCCCUCUGCUCCUGUGUAUGCCGCACGUUUGAGCGGAUUGCUUAAGACGCUAGCUCAGGCUGAAGGAGCUGUGGAGCAAUGCGUCAAGGCCCGUCGCGAACUUGUCCUAGCACUGCAAAAGGUCUUGGAUACCAACAGGAAUGCGCUAGUGUUCGAGGAGAAUCAGCUAGAGACUUUCGUGACUCGAAGAAUGGAGGUCGAAGACAAAAAAACGGAGGUCGAGAGGGCUAUCAUGGCAGGGCUUCCAGAUGACGAGCCUUUCCUGUCAGGCAACGGCCUGAGUGAUCAACCGGAUCCAGAGCUUGAGAGACCCGAGGUUGAAGCUCUCACGCCGCCCUCGAUGGAUUCCGACCAUCCGGAACAGUCUGAUUCAAAAGACGAGACAGAAAGUCGAGCGACUGCCAUUCAACCAGAUAAAAAAAUCACAGGAACUCACUCUAUCCUGGGUCUCCAGUUCAAGUCGGUAUCUACUACGACCAAUGGAUCUAAGAAACGUAAGAUCGACGAUGCCGAUGGCUUCCCGGACCUUGGCGAAGACGAUGACAUCGAUUCAGACGUGGCUGAGAUGCUUCGUAGAGAUAGUGGCGGUUCCUGAAUAUAGCAUUCAAGUUUACCGGAGCUAGCCUCGGUAAAGUCUACGAGCGUCCAUAUCUUUAAAGACGUAUGUGGACGGGUGGACAAAGGCUAGCUACUGUACAAUAGCAGCAAUCUUGGCGUUCAGGGUCAGGUCAUGAUUCUAUGAUCUCAUAUUGAGACUAUCACAGCUAAGGUGGUUGGCUU